Molecule: messenger RNA, 1882 nt
Organism: Rhopilema esculentum
Lineage: Eukaryota; Metazoa; Cnidaria; Scyphozoa; Rhizostomeae; Rhizostomatidae
Product: heat shock factor protein
Biological process (GO): regulation of DNA-templated transcription
Molecular function (GO): sequence-specific DNA binding; DNA-binding transcription factor activity
Source: RefSeq, a predicted model, not a curated record
GAACGCAGGAAAUUGCGGGUAAACGUUUGGAUAACAAGUUCUUGUAGAGAAAUGGCGAAGUAAGUGUGCGAAGAGACAAGGAUACAUAGCUGUAAUCAUGAGUCAAAAUACUUUCGUCGUACCAAGUAACGUUGCAGCAUUUGUUUUGAAGCUUUGGAAGCUAGUGGAAGACCCAAAUGUCGAUGAAAUGAUAUCUUGGAGUAAGGAAGGAACAGCAUUUUGUGUACAUGAUCCUGUUUCUUUCGCUAAAGAUGUCCUUCCACAUUAUUUUAAGCAUAACAACUUUACAAGUUUUGUCAGACAGUUAAAUAUGUAUGGCUUCAAAAAGCUAGUUUCAACUGAUCAUGGUGGAAUAAAAUCUGAUAAUCCGGAGUGGGAAUUUCAUCAUCCAUAUUUUGCCAGGGAAAAAUCAGAGUUGCUUGAACUUGUUAAGAGGAAGCAGGUACAUCCAGAAGAAAAGAAGAUAAAAAGUGAAGAUGUUUCUCAUGUUAUUGAGGAUGUGCAGCAGCUGCGUGAAAAGCACGGUGUUGUCCAGAGUCAGCUUGAAAAUUUGAAAAUGCAAAAUGAAAUGCUUUGGCGUGAACUCACAGAACUCAGGAUGAAGCACCACAAGCAACAGCAUGUUCUAAAUAAGCUGAUCAAAUUCCUUAUCCUCAUUUAUGGACGCAAAGGUGUCAAGAAUAGAAAAAGGCUUGCCAUUGAGCAAGGUCAGCCAUCUACAAAACGGAGACGUUCGUCAGGAUCCCAGGCCCAGGUGGAGGAGCUUGAGAGCCUAAAAUAUGUGGUCGAAUCACCAAAGGCAGUGGACAGCGUCCUAUCAAACUUUGACAUUGAAACUACGUCAUCUGGUCCGCAAAUUACACUGUUACCAGACGAACCACUUGUUCAAGACAUAACCUCAAAACCAGUGAUCAGCACUGACCAAGCACGUGACAGUUCCAUUGCUCUACAAACUGCGAGCACGACAAAAACAAAGAAAAGGAUAUCCCAGACCAAUUCGAAGCCAAAAAGCGAAGACUCCUUGAAACUCAAAAUGCCAACCAUGGUUUCAUUAUCGAAAGAACCAACCCUCGACUUCUCUCCAAGCAUCUUCGAUAGUCCUGCACCGGCAUUCCCGUCCCACACUAAUAUGCCGAACGCGGCUGUGAGUGAAACUCUUGAAGAACUCGAGAACUCUUUUAAUCCUUCGAGUGCAGUUGUUCUGAAGAGAUCAGUCAGCGCUGACAAAGACGUGAUUGACCAAGAUGUGGAUCAUAUAACCAGUAGUCUGGAUUCACUGCAAGGAAUUCUGUCAGGUCCCCAGUUUAAUUUGGAUGCGGAUACGCUUUUACAGCUUUUCAAUUCAGAGGAAAAUCUUUCGGCGCCAACCACUGUACCCUACCAAACUUCAAAAACAGGAUCACGCAUAUCCAAUGAUUAUCCGCUGGCUUUAUCCCUGAUAUUAAGGCAGGCAAUAACUGCAGCUCUGGAAGCGGCUUCUGCUGACCCGACAGAGAUGGAAGAAAUUGAUGGCCACAGAGUUGAUGAAAACGAAGAUAUGGAUGGACUUUCACCAUUCUCCCCUGGAAUGUUCUUAAAUGAUGACGGAGAACUGGCUAACGAACAAUCGGAGAAGCAUUAGAUUGAGUAGAAAGUGGUGAUGAAAUUCCCACCUUUGACACUCGGACACUUCAUGCCUUUUUCCUAUGAGAUGUUACAUUACAUCACGUUUACUGCCGCCAUUUUUAGUGUUUUGUUCCAUAUAUUUCUGUGUAUUUGAUAAUGAUCACGUCGUUAAUUGUUUCGUAAUUUACGUCUUGUCACCUUCUGUGCAGAAUUAUUUUUAUUAUACAUCGUUGUUAGAAUGACAUUUAUAUGAAACAUAGAAACCUACCUAGCUAAA